CGAAGUUAGAUCUGGUCAUAUGCUAGGGUAGGUCGCCACUGAUCAGACCUUUUGUCGAGGCCGAUGGAUAUUGCAGUUGGAGAAAAUAAGUUAUUUCGGGGCUCUAUGACACUUGAGCUCUGAUCCCGAAUAUGUGGGUUCACAACAGAUUCAGCCGAUUGAGAACCAAGCAAUAAGACUUCAAGACAGUCUGAGUUUGACGCACUAGAUGUGGCUUCGGCGAAUCGCGGAAGCAAAGUCACGGGACCUCAGCGACUCUGUUCGUCUACUUAAAAUCUCAAGAUGUCGAAAGCCUCGCAGCCUGAGCUGAAGAAGUUUAUGGACAAGCGACUCUCUGUUAUUCUUCAGGGAGGAAGAAAAGUAUCUGGUGUUUUACGGGGCUUCGAUAUCUUCCUUAAUCUGGUGCUUGACGAGGCUCGGGAAGAAUCUGGCCUCGUAGCGGCCAGUGGUGGCCCCAAGAACCAGUUGGGGCAGAUCGUUAUACGCGGAAAUAGUGUCACAUCUAUGGAAACGCUGGAAGCUGUUCGAGGAUAAGAGAUUGUAGUAUUUGUUUGGCGCUCUAGGCGCUUCACCACGACCCCCCCUUGUACCGAUGAUUUGGACGAAUGCCUGUGGCCGAUGUCUAUAUGGUGCG
Molecule: messenger RNA, 634 nt
Organism: Cantharellus anzutake
Lineage: Eukaryota; Fungi; Basidiomycota; Agaricomycetes; Cantharellales; Hydnaceae
Exons: 3
Coding region: 283-534 (83 amino acids)
Biological process (GO): spliceosomal snRNP assembly; mRNA splicing, via spliceosome
Cellular component (GO): spliceosomal tri-snRNP complex; SMN-Sm protein complex; U1 snRNP
Molecular function (GO): RNA binding
Source: RefSeq, a predicted model, not a curated record